Messenger RNA from Elephantulus edwardii (Cape elephant shrew), 2646 nucleotides. RefSeq names its product adaptor-related protein complex 5, beta 1 subunit (gene AP5B1). Lineage: Eukaryota; Metazoa; Chordata; Mammalia; Macroscelidea; Macroscelididae. Gene Ontology annotation, cellular component: AP-type membrane coat adaptor complex; lysosomal membrane. The record is from RefSeq and is a predicted model, not a curated record. The coding region runs from base 1 to 2646 and encodes 881 amino acids. Gene Ontology annotation, biological process: endosomal transport. The transcript has 2 exons.
AUGGGGCCGCCGAGCCGGGAAGCCUGGACCCAGCGCCUGGGCGCCUUUCGGGCCAGUCCGUCCACGUUCAUGGCAAGUCCCGAGGGCGAAGGUUUGGGUCGCGAUCUGCUGAGUGACCUGCGGAGCGAGAAGCUGAGUGAACAGACUAAGGUUUCCUUGCUGGCCCUAAGCGUGGAGUUCCCCACGCAGCUGUGGCCCGAUGCCUCCGCAGCGGAAGCGGCUGCCACCUCCUUACUGGACACUCUGGUCCUCCUGGCCCCUCGGCCCUCUGCCCUCCGGCGGCCCCUGCUGCUGGCGGCCACCACCGUCCUGGUGGCAGGGGGCACGCUGGGCCCCGCCUCCGCAGCCUCUGGCCGCCUGCUGCCCCUGCUGCUAGGUCUGGCCUCUGGUCGAGAUCUGGGUCGGGGCUUCGGCCCGGCCUCGGAGCAGCGGCCCCUGCAGGCCACAGCGUGCGAGUGCCUGCGGGAGCUGGAGAGCUGUCAGCCGGGCUUGCUGCGGGGCCAGCUGGGGCUGCUCCGGGGCCUGCUGGGGCGGGAGGGCCCGGUCCAGCCGCUCAGCCUGCUGCUCGCCCUCGUUCUGCGAAACGUCUUGGUGGCACAGGCCAGGGCUGGGACCAGCCUACUCAGUCUGCUCACGACGGGGGACUCCUCCACCAGGGAUGGGUCGCAUCGCUGGGACUGGACACGACUCGAAGAGAAGGAUGCCCCCUUACAGCCCCAGGCCCCCAGCUGGCCAGCAGCUGAGGAAGGGGAGCAAGGCCUCGCAGGCCUGGAGCCCAGUCCUGAGGAGGCCCGGGAACUGCGGGCCACCGUGGCCCAGCUCCUGGACGACGCCUACCUUCUCACUCCGGUGGCCCAGGCCCAGCUGCUGUGGCUCCUGGGUUGGGGCCUGCGAGGACUGAGGGGCCAGCCGCCAGCACUCUUCAAGCCACAGCUGGUCCGGCUGCUCAGCACAGCACAACUGACCCUCCUGCAUGCCGUUCUGGCGCUCAAGGCGGCCUUCGGUGAGGCCCUGUUUACUGCCCAGGACGAAGCCCUGCUGCUCCACCGGCUCACCAUGGCUGCCCAGCACCCGGCCCUGCCCCCAACCACCCACCUCUUCUACUUGCACUGUCUCCUGAGCUUCCCUGAGAACUGGCCGCUGGGCUCCUCGGGUGAGGAGGCCACCCCACUGCUGCUUGGGCCCCAGCUGUGCCAGGGCCUCCUGCCCAACCUCCUGCUGGAUCCCGCGGCCCUCCUGGCGCGCCUGCACCUCCUGUGUCUGCUCUGUGCCGACGACAGCGGGGAGGAGGAGCAGGAGGGAGGCCGGGUGCAGAGUCUCCAGUGCUUCCUGGAGGAGCUGCUGGCCGGCCUUCGGCAAAGGGCUGCGCUGGCUGGGGGCCCUCGGGCCUCCGCCACUCUCUGCUUCCAGGCCUCGUACCUGGUCGCCCGUUGCCUGGCCGGGAAGCCCGCCGUGCUGACCCCUCUGACACACGGGCUGGCCCAGCUCUACCAGGCCCGGCCCACCCUGGCCCCCCAUUUUGUGGACCUUUUGGAUCAGGUGGGACCUGAGCUCGGGGAGCCUUUACGAGUGGUGCUGCGGCAGGAGGUGGUACUAGGCUCUGUCCAGGAUGGAGCCCUUCGUUGGCACCUGCAGAUGCUGGUGAAGGUGGCAGACGGGGAUGCCCAGAGCAGCACCCUCCGCUUCCUGCAGGCUGCCGCCGCCCACUGCACAGACUGGGGUCUCCAACAGGCCCUGCUGCGGGUCUGCCGCACCCUGCUGCAGGCAGGUGGGGGAGGUGGCUUGGCCGACUUACUGCAGGUACUGGCCGAGCAGUUGGAGGACCCUGAUGCGCGUGACCACGCCCGCCUCUACUACCUCCUCUUGGCCCACCUGUCGGGGCCAAAGUUGGGGGCGGCUCUGGGCCCGUCGCUGGCGGCGCCCGCACUGGCCUCCUCGCUAGUGGCGGAGAACCAGGGCUUUGCAGCCGCGCUCACAGUACAGGAGGCCCCGGCCUUGCUGAGUCUGAGCGUGGGGCCGCGCACGGUGGAGGGCCCGGGGCCUGUGCUGCAGCUCCUGGUGGAGGCUCUGCAGCCCCUCUACACCCUAGAGCUGCGCUUCCACGUGGAGGGGCAGGUCUACGAGCCCCUGGGGCCCAUGCACGUGCCCUGCCUGCGCCCUGGUCGCCCUGUCGGCACCCUGCGCCUGCAGCUGCAGCCCCGCCGCCCGGCCCCCGCGCGCCUGCACGUCCACGCGCUCUACACCACGCCGGACGGCCGCACCUGCCACACGCGGCUGCCGCCCCUGCCCGUGAACUUCGAGGAUCUCUUCCUGCCCUUCCCAGUGCCCCCCGAGGGGGCAGGGCCCGCCUUCUUCGAGGAGCUCUGGGCCUCCUGCUUGCCUGCUGGGGCUGAGAGUCGCGUCUGGUGCCAGCUAGGACCUCAGGGACUAGAAGCCUUGGUGUCCCACCACCUGGAGCCCUUUGUGGUGGUCGCCCAGCCUCCCACCAGUUACUGUGUCGCCAUCCGCCUACCCCCAGCCUCCCGGCUGCUGCUGCGGCUGGGGUCACCCCAGGAGGACGGAGUGCCCGUGGCUCUGAGGACUGAUGACUGGGCAGUCCUGCCCUUGGCAGGGGACUACCUGCGGGGGCUGUCGGCUGCGGGCUGA